AUGAAUAAUACAAUUCAAAGUUUAAGAAGACCUGUAACCUCUUAAAAUUAUAGAUCGACUGAUAAGUUGGAAAAACCAAAUAAUGAAAAACUGCCCAAUUUAAGUGAGGUUAUGAGUCUCAAAUUGAAAUAACAGAGCGAGAAGGAUUUAUAGGAGCUUAUAACAAAUUUAGUGAAAAAGGUUCAACAACAGAAUUCGGCAUUAGCAUUAAAGGAGAAAUAGAUUUUGCAAUAUGAAUUCAUGAUUAAGUCACUUUAGAUAGCAAUAGACAAACGAGAUUGCAUAAUCAGUGCAUUAAGAGUUGAAAAAUAGUAAAUUGUUGAAGUAGUGAAUCCUCUCAAAAAUGUUGUUAAAUCAGAUGAUUCUUCAAGAUAGUAGAGUUUUAGAGGCAAAAAAUCAUUAAGAACCAGAACCAAGGACACCAAUUUUGAUGAAAAUCUCACUGCUAUUUUAGAUUCGGAUUAUGGUACGUUGUAUUCUCUAGAUUUAAAGCUUUGCUAAGCUAAUACGUGAAAUGUUACGAAGAUCUCAGUCACUUGAGUUAAAUAAAGACUCUAGUUUCAAAUGAGGAGUAAUUUCUUGCAAAUAUAUAAAAAAUGGAACUAAGUAAUAUUGUGAAUAUUUUUGAUGCAAUUUAGUUAGUAUUGCAUGAACACAAAUUGCUAUUUAAAAAUGUUAUUAAGUAAAAUAAACUAUUUGAAGCUUGUCUAGAAAUGCAUGAAGUAAUUGUAUAUAAUAAACUAGCAAAUUCCAUUAAAUGAUCAAUUAGAAAAUUUGUAAGACUUAUUAAAAGAUUGUCUGAAUUGUGACCGAGUUUAAGUUUAUGUAUUGGACAAUGAAUAAUAGGAAUUGUGGACUAAGUUGAAGGAUAGAGUGUAAAGAAUCAUAGUAGGUGAGGAUAUAAUAGGAGCAUGUUUUUAGGAGAAAGGGAUUAUUAAUGUACAUAACGCCUACAAUGAUCCCAGGUUCAAAAAAGAUAAUGAAAAAGGAUACAAAACAAACACUAUUUUAUUAUGUCCAAUUUUAGACAAGUAAUAGAAUUCUAUUGGAGUUAUUAUGGCUGUUAAUAAAAUAAAUGGACACUUUAAUAAUGAUGACCAACUCUAUAUAACAAAGACUUCAGAAUUGACAUCUAUUUUAUUGAGAAAUCAUCAACAAUCCAAUGAAUCAAUCAGUAUUUAGAAUGCACUUAGAAACGUGAUUUAUGUAUUGAUCAUUCUAUGUUAGGCAUAAUUAUAACUUAUUUAUAUGAAUGAUCUGGAACACAUACUUUUUGAGUCCGAAAACUUGUUGAAGAAUCUGUUUCAUACUUAGAAAGGACUGAUUUAUGUUGUGAAUAAUAAUAGGUUACUUAGAGUGAACGAAAAGAAGCUACUUGAGAUUUCUCAAUUGGGAGUAGGUAUAAUUGGAGAAGCUCAUAUUACUAAAGAAUUCUUAUGCAUUUAGAAUGCCUAUAACCACCAAUCGUUCAACAGUCUCAGUUUGUAAUUAGAUGAUUGAUAUGUUUAGUUGAUAUACAAACUACGAUGCCAAUUUAUUGCAUUGAGAUCUAAGGGAAAACCCAUUGCCUCAUUUUAUAGGUUAUUAAUAAUAAGGGAAUCAGAUCUUAAAAAGUCUGUUCAUUUGAUCAGGAAUUAUUAGAGAUGUUUGGAAAAUUAAUAUUAAGCAAAAUUGAUUUUAUAUAAAUAUGA
Paramecium octaurelia is the source of this 1691-nucleotide messenger RNA. Lineage: Eukaryota; Ciliophora; Oligohymenophorea; Peniculida; Parameciidae. The record is from the annotation of a GenBank genome assembly.